UCACUAAGGGCGUCAGUUGGGGGCGGAGCUGUGACGGGAGCGAGCGGGGAGUUGUAGGUACCGGCAGUAGCGGCUUUCGGGCCGAACUUCGAGUGGCCAUGAAGGAGGAGAAGGACCAUAGACCUAAGGAGAAACGAGUAACCCUGUUGACUCCCCCCGGGGCCACAGGUAGCGGCGGUGGGGCUUCGGGGGACAGCACCAAAGGAGAAGAUAAGCAGGAUCGGAACAAGGAGAAGAAAGAGGCGCUGAGCAAGGUGGUAAUUCGAAGAUUACCUCCUACGUUGACCAAGGAGCAGCUUCAGGAACAUCUUCAGCCUAUGCCUGAGCAUGAUUAUUUUGAGUUUUUUUCUAAUGAUACUAGUCUGUAUCCUCAUAUGUAUGCCAGAGCAUACAUCAACUUUAAAAACCAGGAGGACAUUAUUUUGUUCAGGGAUCGCUUUGAUGGUUAUGUAUUCCUUGACAAUAAAGGUCAGGAAUAUCCUGCUAUAGUAGAAUUUGCACCUUUUCAAAAAGCUGCAAAAAAGAAGACUAAGAAAAGAGAUACCAAAGUUGGGACUAUCGAUGAUGAUCCAGAAUAUAGAAAAUUUUUGGAAAGUUAUGCUGCAGAUAAUGAGAAAAUGACAUCUACUCCAGAGACACUACUAGAGGAAAUAGAAGCUAAAAAUAGAGAAUUAAUAGCUAAAAAGACAACCCCACUAUUGAGCUUCCUGAAAAACAAGCAGAGAAUGAGAGAAGAAAAAAGGGAAGAAAGGAGGAGGCGAGAAAUAGAAAGAAAAAGACAACGAGAAGAAGAGAGGAGGAAGUGGAAAGAAGAAGAGAAACGAAAAAGGAAAGAUAUAGAAAAGCUAAAGAAGAUAGACAGGGUUCCAGAAAGGGACAGAUUAAAGGAUGAACCAAAGAUUAAGCUGCUUAAGAAGCCAGAAAAGGGAGAUGAAAAGGAAUUGGACAAAAGAGAAAAGGCCAAGAAAUUGGAUAAAGAGAAUCUGAAUGAUGAAAGAGCCAGUGGGCAGAGUUGUACAUUGCCCAAACGUUCUGAUGGUGAACUUAAAGAUGAAAAGCCUAAGAGACCUGAAGAUGAAAGUGGCAGAGACUACAGGGAGAGAGAACGAGAUUAUGAACGUGAUCAAGAACGGAUUCUUCGGGAAAGAGAGAGACUGAAGCGGCAAGAAGAAGAGCGCCGGAGGCAGAAGGAGCGCUAUGAGAAAGAGAAGGCUUUUAAAAGAAAGGAGGAUGACAUGAAAAGAGAGAAAGAAGCACUUCGGGAUAAAGGAAGGAAGACUGAAAGUACAGAAGUAGGCUCAGAAAAAACUGAAAAGAAAGAGGAAGUGGUUAAGAGGGAUCGCAUAAGAAACAAGGAUCGCCCGGCAAUGCAGCUUUACCAACCAGGAGCUCGAAGCCGAAAUCGACUCUGUGCCCCUGAAGACAGCACCAAGUCCGGAGAUUCAGCAAUAGAAAAAAAACAGGAAAGUGGUAUUAGAAAAGAAGGAGGAGAGGAGUGAUAAGUCCAAAUGGCUAUAGGUGUCCUCCUGACUGUCUAGGCAGCCAAAGAGCAUGUAUUAAGCAAUCCAGAAGUGCCUCCGGGCAAAGGAAUAGAGAAAGAAAAGGGGUCGUUGUGCUGGUAGGGUACACUGCAGAGGAGUAUGUUUUUUGUCAAAGCAGGAACCUGAUUGCAGGUUCACAUUGGAAAUACAAUUUCCUUUUUUAUGCAGUUCCUACAUAUUAACUUUUAAAGUGUCAAAGAUUAGGGAGAGGACAUGCAUUGCAAUUUGCAGGUCGGAAAUGUCAAGUGAGGACUUCAUUAGGUAUGACACGAGAAGAAAAUAAGGAAGCUGGCUCUAAACUUAAAAAGUUUUGUUAAUCCUGGAUUGAAUUUUCUUAAUUUGGGUGGAACAGAGUCACUUCUAAAAGCCUUGUUCAGAUCUAGUUAUAGUCAUUGUUAGUGAUUACUGUAGACUUUGUGUAGCAUAGCAACAAGCAUGUGGUUGUAGUGCAAGUACAGUGAAGGAUAUAACAAAUGUUCACUUAAUGCAAAAUUUAGUUAUGCCAUGUCUAUAUCCUGUGUCCUAAAAUUUUAGGAUUAGUUUUAGAUUUUUGUUUGCUUAUGUGAGCUUAGCAUAAAGAACAUUUUUAAACAUCUCCUUUUGUCUUUAGCAAUUUUUAUAUUAAUAAGUAAAAUUUAACCUUCAUUUGGUUCUUGACCAUCCAGUCUGUUUUAUCUUAGGUCUCAUGAUCUGAGUGCAUGCCCCGUCCAGGAAGGAAACUGCACCAAUAUUUGUUCCUGUUUAAAUAAGCAACUUUCAGUUUUAGUUGUUUUGCAUUGGUGUCAAUAAAUAUCAACAUCACUCAAAUAUAAA
This is a messenger RNA of Pteropus alecto (black flying fox), 2354 nucleotides long. RefSeq names its product UPF3B, regulator of nonsense mediated mRNA decay (gene UPF3B). The transcript has 10 exons. The record is from RefSeq and is a predicted model, not a curated record. Gene Ontology annotation, cellular component: nucleolus; cytoplasm. Lineage: Eukaryota; Metazoa; Chordata; Mammalia; Chiroptera; Pteropodidae. Gene Ontology annotation, biological process: positive regulation of translation; nuclear-transcribed mRNA catabolic process, nonsense-mediated decay. Bases 99 to 1499 code for a protein of 466 amino acids. Gene Ontology annotation, molecular function: mRNA binding.